Molecule: messenger RNA, 600 nt
Organism: Sinocyclocheilus anshuiensis
Lineage: Eukaryota; Metazoa; Chordata; Actinopteri; Cypriniformes; Cyprinidae
Product: phosphoribosyltransferase domain-containing protein 1-like
Exons: 8
Coding region: 1-600 (199 amino acids)
Biological process (GO): IMP salvage; GMP salvage; hypoxanthine metabolic process
Cellular component (GO): cytosol
Molecular function (GO): hypoxanthine phosphoribosyltransferase activity; magnesium ion binding
Source: RefSeq, a predicted model, not a curated record
AUGGCAUCUGACCAGAGAAAAGAACCAGGCGUUGUGAUUAAAGAUGGCUGGUCAGGUUACAGUUUGGAGCUGUUUAAUUAUCCUGAGCAUUAUCGGGGUGAUCUGGAGUGUGUGUACAUCCCUCAUGGAGUCAUUAUGAACAAGAUUGAGUGUCUGGCCAGAGACAUCCUUGAAGACAUCGGACAUCAUGAUAUGAUGGUUCUGUGUGUUCUGAAGGGAGGAUAUAAGUUCUGUUCUGACCUGGUGGAGUCGAUUAAAGCUCAGAGCCACAGCGCCAACAGAAGACUGACUACCAGAGUAGAGUUCAUCCGCUUCAAGAGCUAUCUGAAUGUCUUGAUUGUGGAGGCAAUAGUGGACACAAGAAAGACCAUGAGAGCCCUUCUACAGCACGUGGAGACUUUCCAGCCCAAAAUGGUUAAAGUUGCAGGGCUGCUGGUGAAGAGGGUUCCUCACGGGGCGGCAGAGCUCCCAGACUAUGUUGAAUUUGUCAUUCCUAAUCGUUUUGUGGUGGGUUACGCUCUGGACUACAACGAGUACUUCCGAGACCUCAAUCACAUCUGCGUCAUCAGUGAGACGGGGAAACAGACAUAUAAAGUGUGA